Molecule: messenger RNA, 1233 nt
Organism: Helianthus annuus (common sunflower)
Lineage: Eukaryota; Viridiplantae; Streptophyta; Magnoliopsida; Asterales; Asteraceae
Product: peroxidase 12
Exons: 3
Coding region: 39-1115 (358 amino acids)
Biological process (GO): response to oxidative stress; hydrogen peroxide catabolic process
Cellular component (GO): plant-type cell wall; plasmodesma
Molecular function (GO): heme binding; peroxidase activity
Source: RefSeq, a predicted model, not a curated record
UCUGUCUCAUCAAAAAGCAUAGUAACCAACAAAUAACAAUGGCUGGUAAAAUUACAGUAAUGCCCUUUCACACAGUUGCAGUGAGUGUGGGUGUGUUGGUGGUGAUGGCACUGCAUUUGCAGGGUUUAGAAGCACAACAACAGCCAUUGGUGAAGGGGCUUUCUUGGAAAUACUAUGAAAGUAGCUGUCCAAAAUUGGAAUCAAUAAUUAGGAAGCAAAUGGAGAAGGUGAUCAAGAAGGAUGUUGGUCUUGCUGCUGCUCUCUUGAGAGUUCAUUUUCAUGAUUGUUUUGUUCAGGGCUGUGAUGGUUCGGUUUUGUUGGAUGGAUCAGCAAGCGGACCAGUUGAUAGCGAGAAAACGGCACCACCAAACCUAAGUUUAAGGGGUUUUGAUGUCAUUGAGGAUCUUCGUCGUAGAGUUCACAAACAAUGUGGUGCGCGUAGUGUCUCGUGUUCUGAUAUUACUGCUAUAGUUGCGCGCGACGCUAUUGUCUUGACCGGUGGUCCAGACUAUAGCGUUCCUCUGGGUCGAAGAGAUGGACUCUCAUUCGCCACAAGAAACGCAACACUUGCCAAUCUUCCAUCACCGUUUGUCGGGACAGACUCGCUACUAACCUCCCUUGCCGCCAAAAACUUUGACGCCACCGAUGUUGUAGCCCUAUCAGGGGCCCACACCAUCGGUGUCGCCCAUUGCCCAUCCUUCACGCGACGACUUUACCCUACACAAGAUGCGACCAUGGAUAAAACCCUAGCCAACACCCUCAAAGGCGUUUGCCCAACCCAAAACACGAAUGCCACAACUUUCUUGGACCUUCGGUCUCCAAACGUGUUCGAUAACAAGUACUUUGUCGAUCUAAUGAACAAACAAGGAAUCCUAACAUCUGACCAAGAUCUUUACACCGACAAACGAACCCGAGAGAUUGUCAAGAGCUUCGCAGUCAACCAAACAUUAUUUUUCGAGAAAUUCGUCAACGUCAUGGUGAAGAUGGGCCAAAUGCAGGUUUUGACCGGCACAAAAGGUGAAAUCCGCAACACUUGCAAUAAGCGAAACUCAAACGAAUUAGUCAUAUCAAACAUUGUCGAGGACCACAACACGGACGGUGUCGAGAACCUCUAAGCUAGUUAGGAACUUAGGAUGUUAUCCUUUCAUGUUUGUGCUAUAAUGUAUGUCAGUAUGUGCACUUUGCUUUGUGUAACUCUGUUGUUGAGCAAUAAAGAUGAAUUCUAAAACAAAA